UAGCGGCAGAGAUUAGAUCGAAACAGAUGAGUAAAAUGUUCGAAUAAGUGCGACUCGCAGUGGAUUAACAACUACAGAUUAUGGAUACUUACCAGUGACUGCAACAUAAGUAAUUGAAUGUAGUGAGAUCAGAACGUUCAAAAUGUCUUCUUACUGUGGAUUCGAUGAAACAUCUUUCGACGAUUUUGCGGACUAUACAUCUGAAGAUAGUGGUUUCGAGAAAAGUUUGGAGUCGAAUGGUGACGUGUCGUUCAGUUAUGCCUCGCGAAAACUGGAUUUCGAGGCCACGCCUCCAUGUGUUCUUCCGCAAAUUCCGCGAAAACGUGGACGAAAAUCAUUAAAAGAGAAAAGCUUGGAGCAGAUGUCAGCAGAGUUUAGUCCCAGUUUAGGUGUUCAAACCUCUACACCAACCAAACCAUCAAACGCCGCCAAUGGAGAACAAAAGCCUAAACGGAAAUAUGCCAUGGGAAAAAGCCGAAUCACCAGAAACCGUAGUCCCACGCAAGUUGUCAAGAUCAAGCGUUUCCGUCGGUUGAAAGCAAAUGAUCGGGAGCGAAACCGGAUGCACACCCUCAACGAAGCUCUCGAAAGGCUUAGGCUCACUCUUCCGACCUUUCCGGAAGAUACCAAGCUGACCAAAAUAGAAACACUGCGAUUCGCAUAUAAUUACAUUUUUUCGCUAGUUCAUGUACUUGAACUGGAUGACGACGUUCAUCUGGAUUUAGAAAAACUCCAGAGCCUAACUUUAAGUGGCGAAAGGAUUAACAAGGAACUUUUCGACGCCAUGUUCAUCAAUCCACCACCACAUUUCAUGGAAUCUGGAUUUGGCUGCAGUGAUUUUUACAACAGCAUGCACCAGUACGGUAUAACAAUGAGCAAUCCUCAGCACUACGAUCAUGCAAGUUUUUCAAAGCAAAACUAUCAAAUGUUCCGAGGUGCCUUCGAUGCAGCCUACAAUAGUCAUAAGCAACCUUACCUCAGUCAAACAUAUCCUCCAGCAACGGCGGGUUAUCACCAACAACAAUCCGCGCUUAAUUCAGGAUACUACCAGCAACCUUCAGUCAACCCGUCGGAGGUUUGUAGUUCCCCAUAUCAAAUGGCAGCGCAAUCGACGCAGCAAAUGCCCCAACAGCAAGGAAUGCACUACGGCAGCAGUUUCUACAGCCAAACCCCGCCGUGGACCGAAACAUCCGUUUACAAUGAACCAACGGGAUUUCAAGCAGACGCAUGUAAGAAACAUCCUGCCGAAAACUAUCCUGUUGGCUUGUAGUAUGAACUGUUGAGCUUUUGUAUUCGUUUGUACGUUUAGACACACAGUUAACAAGUUAUAAGUGCAUAAUGUAAACUCUGGUGAUAAAUAAUCAAGUAGGUGAACUAGUGAAUUUAGAGCUUAAGGUCAUAAGAAGUGUAUGAUAAGUAAAUCAUUUUCAACAUGCUUUAUAUUUUCUAUUAUUUUCAAUGGAAAAUGUAAAGUGUCGCGAUUUGGUAUUCACUGUUAUGUAAAUAAGAUCAAUCGCAAAAAACGCAAACAAUAGCAUGUGUUUCUGUCCAAAUUAGGCGUAUAUGCACUAUGACGCAAACACAUACUCUUAAAUGCGUUAAAAGUAUAUUUAUAUUAUUAUUAUCACCAAAUGCUAUGCAAUUUUUUCAAGCACCUCUGAUGUUAACCAGAUCUGCUCGAAAAAAUAAUCAAGUGCCAUAAUAAUUAAUAGGAAUACAAAUCUAACGAUAAAGGUCUGAUGGAAACUACUAGUCACACUAGACAAAUUCUUAAUAAACAGUUUCAUGGUAUUUUCAAAUUGAUAGUUUUCUUGGAAAAAAAUAUUCAGUUUGAUGAUAUUAUGAUGAGACAAUCUUCGAUGCCUUCAAAUUUUUCACAGGAUAACUGCGUGAAUGUAUAUGAGCUAUUUUUCUAUCGAAAGAUUAUAUUUUGUACACUUUUUCAUAAAUAAAUACAACACCAAUUAAAAGCCA
Molecule: messenger RNA, 1974 nt
Organism: Armigeres subalbatus
Lineage: Eukaryota; Metazoa; Arthropoda; Insecta; Diptera; Culicidae
Gene: tap
Product: basic helix-loop-helix neural transcription factor TAP
Exons: 1
Coding region: 143-1270 (375 amino acids)
Biological process (GO): axon development; positive regulation of transcription by RNA polymerase II; sensory organ development
Cellular component (GO): nucleus
Molecular function (GO): protein dimerization activity; DNA-binding transcription factor activity, RNA polymerase II-specific; E-box binding
Source: RefSeq, a predicted model, not a curated record